CUGCCAUCCUGACGAACUUACAGGAAACUGAAGGAAGAAGAGGCUCAGAGGUUCUCUCCAACCCGCAGUUUAAAUGAACUCAUUGAUGGACCAGAUGAGCUCCUGCGGGCCAGAUGUUGACUAGUCCUGCAACACGUCAGAGACCGAUGGUGUAGUUGUGAGCUCAGUGUGUCCUUCACGGGGGAUAUAAAGAUGCGAGCAGGUCUUCUGACUCUCUGCUGUCACUGCUGAAGACAGACGACAUGCUGCAUGCUGUUGUAAAGCUCUGCUGUGGGAUCUCCUACCCGCACCUCAGGAGAGCGGCAGGACUUCAGCACCCAGCUGCCGCAGUGAUAGGCCAGGAGAUCUCACACCAGAAGCAGUGGGGACACAUCCAACAUCCCAUGGCAACGCGUGCAGAGCCUAAAGAAGAAAAUGCCAGACCUGCGAACAAAGAUGAGCUGUUCUACGUUCAACGUGGCCGAGAAGCAAUGAUGAAGGCUGUCAGUGUGCUGGAGGAUGGAGACGGCUGGGAGGUGGAGAUCAAAGAGRAAAAUGGGGAUGAGAUCUGCAGCAAAGUGAUCCCAGGGUCUGGGAAGGUGUUCAGGUUGGAGGCGGUCUUGGAGGCCAGUGUGGAUGAACUCUAUGACCUGUUGUUUGUCAGAGUUGAAGAGAUGCCCAAGUGGAACCCAAGUGUGCAACAUAUCAAAGUUCUGACGCGAGUCGGACCUGAUACUGUCUUGAUGCACGAGGUUUCAGCUGGGACGGUGGGGAAUCUGAUUGGUCAGAGGGAUUUCCUGAGCGUCCGACACAGCUGCAGGCAAAAAUCUGGCGUUUAUCUUGGAGGAGUUGCCGUUCAGCUGGCGUCGUUCCCACCUCAGGCGGGCUUUGUGAGAGCUGAGGAUGGGCCAAACUGCAUCGUCAUUCAGCCUCUGGACAAGGACACGACAAAAAGCAGCUUCACGUGGCUUCUGAACAUGGACGUAAAGGGCUGGCUGCCAAAGUCCAUUGUCAAUCAGACUCUGCCUCGAGUCCAGCUGGACUUCACACACCACCUCCGCAGACAUCUCAGCCUCAGAUGAACUGAGUCUUCCUGACGGCCUCGCCACAGCAGCACCUUGUCAUCGCUCUCAGAGGAAGAACGGUGACAGACUGGCUGCACGGCACAGGGCAAAGAAACACCGCCCCGGAUGAGAUGCUCAGCUUAAAGGGAGAUCCAGCCGAGACCAGUGCCAGCCUGGCAGCAGGAAGCUGGCUUACAAUAGGAAUUAAUGUCACAUUGCACCACUUAAACCUCAUCAAGAGUUCCUAUUUAAUAAGAGUCAUCUCUUGUCUCUUGAUACAUGACACCCUGUUUAUAAUAAAGUGCUUAAAUGUGCUGAAAUCGACUGAUUUAUUUUACUCCGUGUUCAUUAGAAUAGCUUGACUACAGUACAUGUGGCUUCUUUUAAUUAAAAUACAGCAAAUUUGAAGAAAAACUAAUCUAAUCAGAGUUCUGCACUGAAAGAAGGAUACCAAAUUUAAAUAUAAAAGCAGCUCAAUGGAGGGCAGAGAAAUGAUAAGAACCUUUGCUUUUUUUUCAAAAGUAUUUUACUUUGCUCACCAUACAAUUUAGAAAUUCAAUAAAUAUCAUCAUUUAAAGCUUUCAUUCAUGUCCGUAUAUACAAGAACUAUACAAUGAACAUAAUGAAACUCUUUAACAGGAAGCAGAAACUGUGGAACAGAACAGUCAAAAUCGGGUUUUAGGCUUAUACUUUUUCUUUCCAACCUCAACUUUCAUAACUUCAAAUUUAUACUAUAUACAUGAUCUCUUGGUUAGGUUAGGGUUAGUUAGGGCUUAGUUAGUUAGUUAGUUAACUAACCCUAACUAAACCCUAAGUUGCAAAAGUACCCUAAAGUGUUUUUCUUUUAAUUCUUCUUUUUUCUUCCAGUUUUUAAAACAUUCGGUGACAAACAUUGACAAAAAAGACAAAGGUUGUGCUACAGUACAUAAGGGGUUGGCUUGCAAACAGGCUUAAUUUCUUUAUUUACCAGUGAGGAUAUYCACUGUUGUGUUAGGAGUUUGAGAAUAUAAAAAAAGAGCACCAGAGACAGAGAAGCUAUAAAGCUCCCUGCCAGGAGCGAUGACCAUUAAARCCAUCAGUGUGCCACUAAACAAGAUUACAGACUUUAUAAGUGCCUGGGUGUAAUCAAUUACAAACUGUUGCAGGAAGACGUAUUAACACAGUUUGGAUGAGGAGGACCGUAUCAAAUCUUGUUGCAUCUGCUUGAACACUUGGCUGACUGAGAAGGAAAACAAGACUGCUCUUUAGUUYGUCACUGAAGCAAGCUGCCAUCUGGUUUUGCUGAGCAUUAAAGCUGGAGGUAUGGGAGCGAAAAAGGUAUAAUUGUACUGCAGUCUCACAAUUAACUGGCUAAGAAAAAAAGAACAAGUAGCUGUGAACACAAUAUUGUUAAUAAACAAAGUAGACAGCAAUAAAGAGUUCGUCUUUGCGUUGUUGAUGUGAGUCAACCAGGCCCUUCUGUGGGAUUUAAGGUUUGUUUUUGGUGUCACUUUGCUUGCGUGCUUUUAUUUUGAAAUGUGAGAGCCAAUUUUUAUAUAGUUCUUGCAAGUAAAAUAAUGGGAGUAACAAAAUAAGUUGAAUUGUUGAGUUAAAUUUAGCAUAAUUUAGCAUUUAAAUUCUUCUGCAAUGAACUGGUCCGAAAUCCUCCCUGUUGUAACUCCACAAGCCCCUCUUUCACCCCGUUCUGAGGUGUCUCAGAUCAGCUCGUUUUGAGGCUGUCUUUUUA
Messenger RNA from Austrofundulus limnaeus, 2769 nucleotides. It is a transcript of the gene star2, whose product is annotated as steroidogenic acute regulatory protein 2. Gene Ontology annotation, cellular component: mitochondrion. Gene Ontology annotation, molecular function: cholesterol transfer activity; cholesterol binding. The record is from RefSeq and is a predicted model, not a curated record. Lineage: Eukaryota; Metazoa; Chordata; Actinopteri; Cyprinodontiformes; Rivulidae. Bases 243 to 1061 code for a protein of 272 amino acids. Gene Ontology annotation, biological process: steroid biosynthetic process; regulation of steroid biosynthetic process; intracellular cholesterol transport. The transcript is spliced from 9 exons.